Molecule: messenger RNA, 957 nt
Organism: Bathycoccus prasinos
Lineage: Eukaryota; Viridiplantae; Chlorophyta; Mamiellophyceae; Mamiellales; Bathycoccaceae
Exons: 1
Coding region: 1-957 (318 amino acids)
Source: RefSeq, a predicted model, not a curated record
AUGAAUACGACACACACAAGAGAAGAAGAAGAAGAAGAAGAAGAAGAAGAAGAGAAUAACAACAGGAAAAAUAUGGGACCUCGUUCUCGUUCUCGUCCUCGUCCUCCUCGUCCUUAUCUUUCGUUUUUCUUCUUCUUAAUAACGUGUCAAUCAUCAAUUAUUGCAACAAUACUCGUGGUAAACGGUGACUUACACCGCGGGGAUAUCGUUCCGACGAGCAGUCGAAUGCAUCUGAAAUCGUCCAAGCAACGAACGCAGUGGAUGGACGUUUUGGAGAAGCACUGUCCGAGCUUUGGGAGGAAUAAAAUGGUCGCGUACAGAGUGGAGAAACCAACCUCGCAUUCGUUGAUGACGACGACGGAAGGAGAGGAGGAGGGAAAAGAGCAAUCAUCAAACGAGAUUAAGAUACAGUUUGCCUUCGAUAACGAGAGACAUUUUACGGUGUGGAUGCCGUUACGUUUUUCUUCUUCUGUUUCGCCGCCGCGAACAACGACAACAAAGGGGAAAGAGAAGAAGAUACCGAUGAUUACGUUCACGUUCACACACCACGCCGGAUACAUCGUGAACGUGAAGAGUGAAUCGUCCUUCAUUGAGAGGAAAGGAGCGAAGAAACAGUUACAUCAACAACAUUAUGAAGCGCUCGCUGAGGAGUGGUCGUCAACUUUGGCGCGAAGAAGCGAGUGGCCGAAACACGUGUUGUUAAAAUACGAAUUCAUCGAGAAAGAGAGCGUGGACGUGAAUAAAGGGUUAGGGGUGUUGAUGUCGUUCAUGUUGUUAGUAUUCGUUGCGUCCGUGAGUAGAGUAAAAAUGGAUGAAGAUGAUAGCGGCGAGGAUGGAGAUAGCAAUAGUAAACAAAAAGGGGGCUAUGAGGACGAAGCGCCAAACGUCAUCGUAGGCGCGAAUACGAGCGAAGAGUUAGUAAGAAGGCAAGCGCGGCGCGCUUCGGAUUUCAUUUAG